CGGCAGCGGCGGCGGCGGCUCGCGCAGCUUGUUGGCUCGCUAUAUAAAGGGGAGAAGCAGGCGGACCGGACGGCUGGAGCUGCAGCCGGUGGCGGCAGCGGCGGCGCUGGGAGCGGUGGCCGGUGUUGGUUCCCCCUCCGCGGCGCCGAGUGGGGAGCGGGCGACGCCCCCUAACUCCCCGAGGGGUCGUGGCUUGAUUUUUUUUUUUUCUCCUUAAGGCGAUCCUCGAGGCUUUUAGCUGCGGGAGGAGUGCCCCCCCUCCUCCUGGUCUCCCGCCUCUUACUCCUUCGGGAUCGGUUUUGUUGAACAAAUUUCGCCCCACUCUUGCGGGUGACUUGGGUCACCCUCCGGGUCUUUUUAAGUUUUUUUUUUAAUUUUCUUGAUUUUUUUUUUUUUAAAUCUCGUUCCCUCUUGUUUGUGUUGUGUGUGGAAAUGGCGAACUCGGCAAACACAAACACCGUGCCUAAAUUGUAUAGAUCUGUGAUUGAAGAUGUUAUUAAUGAUGUACGAGACAUCUUUCUGGAUGAUGGAGUGGAUGAGCAAGUCCUGAUGGAACUAAAAACUUUGUGGGAGAAUAAGUUAAUGCAGUCUAGGGCAGUAGAUGGAUUUCAUUCAGAAGAGCAGCAGCUUUUGUUGCAAGUUCAGCAGCAGCAUCAACCUCAGCAGCAGCAACAUCACCACCACCACCACCACCAGCAAGCUCAACCGCAGCAAACAGUACCUCAGCAAGCACAGACCCAGCAGGUUCUUAUUCCUGCAUCCCAGCAAGCUACAGCACCACAAGUUAUUGUCCCUGAUUCUAAGUUGAUACAGCAUAUGAAUGCAUCAAGUAUUACGAGUGCUGCUGCUACAGCCGCUACCUUGGCACUCCCUGCAGGCGUGACUCCUGUUCAACAGAUACUAACAAAUUCAGGUCAGCUUCUUCAGGUGGUCCGAGCAGCCAAUGGUGCCCAGUAUAUCUUUCAACCUCAGCAGUCAGUUGUUCUACAACAACAAGUUAUACCACAGAUGCAGCCUGGUGGAGUACAGGGUCCUGUAAUCCAGCAGGUCCUGGCUCCACUUCCUGGAGGGAUUUCACCACAGACAGGUGUCAUCAUCCAGCCACAGCAAAUCUUAUUUACAGGAAAUAAGACUCAGGUCAUCCCUACUACAGUGGCGGCACCCACACCAGCGCAAGCCCAGAUUCCUGCAGCUGGCCAGCAGCAGCCACAGGCCCAGCCUGCUCAACAGCAAGCCCCAUUGGUGCUGCAAGUUGAUGGAACAGGGGAUACAUCAUCUGAGGAAGAUGAAGAUGAGGAAGAGGACUAUGAUGACGAUGAGGAGGAAGAUAAGGAGAAAGAUGGAGCUGAAGAUAGGCAGGUGGAAGAAGAGCCCCUCAACAGUGAAGAUGAUGUGAGUGACGAGGAAGGACAGGAACUCUUUGACACAGAAAAUGUUGUUGUAUGCCAAUAUGAUAAGAUACACAGAAGUAAAAAUAAAUGGAAAUUUCACCUCAAGGAUGGCAUUAUGAAUCUUAACGGAAGAGAUUAUAUAUUUUCCAAAGCAAUUGGAGAUGCAGAGUGGUGAAGAAUUGCUUCUUUCCUUUUAUAAGUAAGACAAAAGAAACUUAAAAAGUUAAAAUGGACGGUUUGAAACUUGGGACAUAUAUCAACCAAAACUUCACUUCUGCAUGUCAGAAAAGCGCAGUAGAAGCAAAGCUACUGGAACAAAACAAAGCUAGCCCUUGACAACAUAGACACUACUUCUAACUGGCAAGCCAUGGAACUGUAGCACCUGGGGUUGUUGGGUGGGGGGAGGGUUUGUGUAGGAUACUGUAAUUGUCAAUUUUAAAUACAGGAAUCUGCCAUUGGUAAUUAGCAUGUAAAGUUUGUCUAUAUUCUUUUCUCCAAGUUGGGCUCAGUCAGAAGAUACUUGUUGGAAUGACCUGAAGAAAUUUCCAUUUUGAUAGAUUGGACUGAAUCUGUUUAUUGUAUGUGCUUAUAUUUGGUACAAAUUGCGUGUGAGCUUUUUACAGAAGGGCAAGAAUUAUGGUGUUGAUAUUUAAUUCACUUGUAUAAGAGAAUUUAAAACUCAUAAUAGGUCUUAAACAUUUUUACUUGUUACUCUCCCUCAGUAAUACAUACCUCUUGCUUCCCUGCUGUAUGAAACAUCUACUUUAGAUUUAAAGAAAGGAUCAAUGGUCACAGUUUGGAGACAAAGUUGACCCAGGAAUGGAUGCUUGUUUUAAUUAGGUUUUCAUACUUGUUAAGUGUAACUUAAAAAGACUUGGGUCUUACCUGUGUUGAGUAGAAUUAAAGUGACAGCUUGAUUUCCAUAUGGAAAAACUGUACCCAGUCCCAUACUUUAAGAAGAAACCCCAAUUGGCUCCUCAGGAAUAUGUUUUUAUUCACAAAGGUACCACUGAGCUAAAUUGUAUAGUGCACUUGAUAUGUGAAGGUUUUUCUUGUUGGGCUACAGCGUGUGCUUAGCUGUGCAUUUAGUCUUUUUGUAACACUGAGAUGGCAUUCUGUACAUUGACCUAAGAAGCAUAAGGGCAGGUGGUGAGGACUGGAUUUUUAUUAAACAAUUUAGUAAUUAUAAAAGUUUCUUGUGUUUACUAGUAAAGAAUUUUAGAAGUUAUUAUUUUAAUUGAACAAAUUUUUUUAAAAAACUUUGUAAUUUGAGGGGAAAGUUUGGGGGUGGAGGGGGUGGAGGGAGGUGGGCCACUAAAAACAAAUUUACCUCUCUUUCAUUGGGUAGCCCUUCCAGGCCAUUGAUGAUCUAGACUUGGGCUCCAGUUUGCACAUUGGGAAGAAAAUACAGAGAUUGACUUGUAUAUUAAACUCUCUAGACAUCUACUGUGUGUGGUGGGAACGUGUAGCUCUGGUUCGCAUCUGUCAGGGCUCUAUACCAUGUGGCGCUGCAGUGAGCCAGCUUCCUGGGAACUGUGGGAUGUUCGCUCACCUUCAUCUCCGUCCCAGUGGCCAGCAACAUUAGCAUUCAAGUUAACUUGCCCACUGAUUUUAUUUUGUCUUCCAUUCUUGUCUUCCUUUAAUUUGACUUUAUGUAGUUCCAGAAGUAACAGAUAAAAUAUAUUAUAUUACACAAGAAAAACUGUGAGUUAUAUAGUGCUUUUUUAGCACAUAUUUUUACAUUUCUUAAUGCAAUUGAUUUUUCCCCACUUACCACCCCACUGAACCAACUGUUGUAGAAUUUGGUAGAAGUGGUGCUAUCUUAACAUGAUAGUAGUUACAGAUUUUGUAUGCCAUAACUGGUAAUACAAUUUCUUGUUUUAUUAUUAAUGUAGCCUUUUGGGGGAAGUUUGUUUAUUCUCCUAUUCUCAAGCACAUGCAGUUCUGUUUAUAACACUUGGAGAACGGAGGGAGUGAAAUCCCUUGAAUUGUGUUGUUGAGUUGUCCCUCUGUACAGUGUCUAGGUUUGUGUUGACUCAGUGAAGCCUGAACUACCUAUGGCCGUGCAGCAGUGUUGCUUCACUGAAACUCUUGGGCUCCUCAGUAGCUGUUAUGCUGCUGAAACUUUGAUUACCAUGUGAUGGCUAAUUCAGCACAGGUCCUGGGCCCUCUAUGUAGUCAAAAAUAUUGAAGGUGAGCAUUGUACACGGGCCUGUUUUUUUCAAACAUGAACAACCGCUUCUUUCAGAGUGACAUAUGGAGGGCUAUCUCUGUAUUGCCUGUUAACGAUGGCCUCCUGGAUGAAUGCUUUUAUCUGUGAAAACUCUUGACAGCUGAUUUAAACAACCCUGCACACCAGAUUGCGCUCUUUUAUGCUGUUAUAUUGUGUUCCUUUUUAAAUCAAGCAGCAUGUUGUAUUUUUUAUUAUACUAGCUUUUGCUAUAUAUAUGUCACUUGCUUUAAAUUGUUAAUCAUGCUUUUGCCAUUACUUUUAAUAGAUGAUGUCAUUAGGUUCUAUUAAAAUGUCAUUCCUUUGGAAAGGCAAGGGAUUCCACUUGCAGAAUUUCAAGAUGAAAGUAGUACGUUUACCCAAAAGGUGGAAAUAGUUCCGAUUUGGAAAGCGGUGCUUUCAGAAGGCGAUCUGUUUAGAUUUGUACCAAUAGUGAUGACACCUUUUAUAUAACACGAUGCCAGUAGUGCUAAGGUAAAUUCACACAGGAUGAGUAAAGUGGAAAUGUAUGCCUUUCAGUGUAUGAAUUCUAGCCUGGUGGCCCUUUGUAUUCUCAGACCACUGGACGCCUGAGAGCACGUGAGAUUUCUUAGAGUAAUACCCAACUUGGUCACGUGCAGUUUCUAGAGUCAAACAUGAUAGGAGGGGAUCUUUAUAUUGGGCUUUUUUAUUUGAGAUGUUCACAUUUCUGUUAAGUACGCACCAUUUACACUGUUGCCUUUUUAAAAGUCGCACUGGCAUCAAGAUUCAUGCAGCGUGUGCAGUGAUUGACGUGUUCUUGACAAGCAUAAUAGAAUCUGGCUUUAGAAAACAAUGUAAAAUAUACAAGUUUUUAUAUAAAGGCCUUCUGUGCUGUAUUGAAAAUCGAGGAGUUUUCUUUUGGUGGCUUGUGUGGACGAAUGCAGAGUGGUCUCUCUCUGAGAAUUUUUUAUUAUUAUUAUUAUCUUAUAGCAAUAAUGUCACCAUAUUAGAGGGUAAGUAUUCCUUGUGUAAGAAAACAGACAUAUCUCCUUAGCAGCUUUCCCUCUAUAAACAAUAACAUAUUCUUCCACUUGAGAAAGUUCAGAUUACUUCAUCUUGAACUUUUGAGCUUUUGUGCAAUGUGCUAUUUUAUUGAUCUUUGUACAUUUUCGUUUCAUGUUUCCUGCCUGUCUGAAUUCGCUAUAGCAGAUUCUGAGUUUUUUUGGUUUAAAUAUGGUUGUUUUGUGUGUUUUCUCAUGUGUUUAUCGUUAGGUUUGGAUUUUGACCUGUUACCCUAUGGAAAUUAUUCUGGUUUAUAUUCUUCCCCCUGGAGGCCUGCCUUUGUCUUUCUUUUGUCAUUUUUGUUGCAUGCAUGAUUUAAGGAAGAACACAUCAAAUUUAAUUUUUUUGCUUAUUUUGAGGAACAAAAACUUACUCCGUUUUGAUGGGAGAACAAUACAACAUUGAAUAAAUAAUUACUCAUUCAGUCAAGCUUCCUUAAAUCAGUCCCGAAUGCAUCGGGUUGGGGAGGGAUUAAUCCCUAGCUUUUUGGAGCUACUAUUGUCGACUGCUGUUGUACAUACUGUUAUGUGUAAGGGCGUAAAUAUAUUUAUUAUGUUUGUAAAAUUCAUUCUGUACACUUGCAGAUCAAGGUUGCUCUUCUGUGAUAUAUGAGGUAUUAGGUUUUAAAGACCAUCUUGGAAUACAAUUAAGGAGCUUAGUAUUCUGUUGUACUAAGACCUAUUUUAAGUUUAAUAUUUUACCUUGCAAAAACUUUAAUUAAAGAUGUUAUUUAAAAAAGUAA
Mesocricetus auratus (golden hamster) is the source of this 5386-nucleotide messenger RNA. It is a transcript of the gene Gtf2a1, whose product is annotated as general transcription factor IIA subunit 1. NCBI's taxonomy places the organism in Eukaryota, Metazoa, Chordata, Mammalia, Rodentia, Cricetidae. The transcript is spliced from 9 exons. The coding region runs from base 433 to 1566 and encodes 377 amino acids. Gene Ontology annotation, cellular component: transcription factor TFIIA complex. The record is from RefSeq and is a predicted model, not a curated record. Gene Ontology annotation, biological process: transcription initiation at RNA polymerase II promoter; transcription by RNA polymerase II.